Trichoderma breve is the source of this 1095-nucleotide messenger RNA. RefSeq lists its product as uncharacterized. The transcript has a single exon. The record is from RefSeq and is a predicted model, not a curated record. NCBI's taxonomy places the organism in Eukaryota, Fungi, Ascomycota, Sordariomycetes, Hypocreales, Hypocreaceae. The coding region runs from base 1 to 1095 and encodes 364 amino acids.
AUGCCUGCACCAGCACCAACGCCAUUGCCUAGCCUCAUCCUCUUCGUUGGAGCCCCGUCUCCAGCCUCUGUGAACCCCCAAUCCUGCACUCUCAACAGCUUUGAGGAGUCAUUCCACACCAUAUUUGGCCCUCUAGACACCGGCAAGCCCAAACUACGGCAACACACAGACCCGACCUCGGACGCUGAAAUUGCAUCACAAACCCACGCCGUUUGGCGGUCUGUGCCGCUCAACCGUCGUCCUCUUCACACUGGCCUGAGCCAAAAUCACAGCAUCCUAGACAUCCCCUUUCAAGCUCAUCGCGAGUUCUUCACCACGGCGGAUGCUCUCCCUGGAGAUGAUACACAAUCCUUUGACCGUGGCGACGAUGGAGGAACACUCCUCACACAAUUUGUUGAGGAGUCGCUGGCCGCUCACAACUUGAUACCAUCCAGUCAACUGGGCAGUUUCAGCUUGAACACAACUGAAGAUACUACAUCAUUCACCACAACCUCUUCAAACGAGGUCUCCCUGCAAGACCCCACUCGGUCACUACCGACGCCGGUGCCAUCACACCUCUCAGAUUUAGAAGACGUUCCUUCAGCAGCUCGCAUCCUCGCCCUGAGCCCCCAGACAGUGACACUGAAUUUGAUCGUUGCCGUUAUCUCCAUCGCCCAGCCUCGGACUGUCACAACGCGUUGGGGCACAACUUUAUCGCUGGUUGAAGUCCUGGUUGGUGAUGACACCAAAUCAGGUUUUGCGGUAACUUUUUGGCUAUCCAACGACCAGGUCUCAACCAGCCAAGUGAGCAAGCUCCGCCGACAAGACGUUGUGUUGAUGGAAAAUGUGGCACUUCACGUUUUCCGCGGCAAGGUUUAUGGCCAAAGUCUGCGCAAGAAUUUGACGCGUGUGAGCCUCCUAUGGCGGAGCGGAGGGGGCGGCUACUAUGAUAAUAAAGACAUCGCUAGACGAACGGCUGCGAAGCAUCCUCAACGGGAAAAGACACGACUCGUCAAAGAUUGGGUUAUUCAGUUUGUUGGACGAGAUUUGGGAGCAACCACACGAAAAGAGGCCAGCCGGAAAUCGUGGGAUCGGCCUCCCGAUGAUACCCAGUAA